Molecule: messenger RNA, 4975 nt
Organism: Nothobranchius furzeri (turquoise killifish)
Lineage: Eukaryota; Metazoa; Chordata; Actinopteri; Cyprinodontiformes; Nothobranchiidae
Product: XK-related protein 5
Biological process (GO): phosphatidylserine exposure on apoptotic cell surface; engulfment of apoptotic cell; apoptotic process involved in development
Cellular component (GO): plasma membrane
Source: RefSeq, a predicted model, not a curated record
GGAUGCUGCUGUCGGCAUCGGCAGUGCGGUACCGCUUUAACGGGACAGACCGGGCCGGGCGGGGACGUCUUAUUUGUGGGAUGCAGAGCUGCGAGAACGGGCUGGUACAGCUGGACCGACCCGGACCAGUACCAGAGAAGUCUGCAGACUGUCAUCCCUGAAACUCUUCGGGUCUUCGUGCCACCAUGAGAGACUACUCGGCCACGCAGAGUGACGGAGGCGGCUGCACGCCCUGCUGCCAAGUUUGCGUCUUUGCUUUUACCGCAUUCCUCCUAGUUGCGGAAAGGACGGCGCUGAUCUACUGCUUUGUAUACUAUCUGUGGGUGGGUCACAACUACUGCUAUGCCUACCUUGCUGGCUUCACGGCUCUGUUCCUGCUACCAGGCUGGUUUCCACAGUGGCUCAGUUAUCUGUGGUACCUGUCAGAUGGACGAAUCUCCAGGAAGUCUCUCAGAUGGACACACAUUCUGCACCUAGGCAUCUUCAAAAGGCUGUGGGAGUGUAUGCGUUUGCCAGAUGAGGACGUGUACGGUGAAAUCAUGCAGCAGGCUGAUGUUUCUGCUUUACGGCUGUUUGAGGCCUUGGUGGUCACCCUCCCCGAGACUCUUCUCCACACCUACGUCCUCAUCUGUACUGAUAUCGGAGUUAAGUCUCCAGCCUCGGUGUGUUUUGCAGUGUGUUUGUUGUCUCUGGCCUGGGCGUUGGUCCUCUAUGCCCGAGCCUGUUCACUCAUCAGACCUGGACAUUUACAGAUGACACCUGCUGCCAUCCUCUGCCGACUGCUGUGGAGGGUCAGUAUGUUGGGAUCAAGAUUUGCUGUGCUCAUGCUCUUCACUCGCAUCUUCCAACAGUGGGUCCUGGGAGUUAUUGGUGUGCACUGGCUGGGUGCUACCUUUUGGAUGGUGUCCCAGCAGACCAACAUCAUUCGCUCAACGAGUCGAUGGAGACUCUUUAACCUGGUCUUGGGAGCCGUUCACAUCUUCCUCUUCCUCAACGUGAAGUACGGACAGUCCAGAUACCGCAUGGCUGGGUUUUACCUGGUCAUGUUUCUAGAGAAUGCUUUGCUUCUUCUGGCCUCCUCCUGGUUGUUUGCUAUGGUGUCCUGGGACACUGUGGGUAUCCCAGCUGCCGUGUUCUGCAGCUUCCUCAUCGGAGUGAUAGCUCUGGUGCUGUACUACCGUUUCCUCCAUCCUAAAUCUUUUGAGAUCUUCCAGAGCAUUCGUCACAGGGGGAUCGGGGGAGCCUGUAUGCAGCGUGGGUCCACACUCUCACUGGAGGAGAAAGUAGCACCCAGCUUCCAUCGCCACGCAACAUUAUCUGGAGGCGGGACUUUAAUGGACCUUCCAAUCCAAUGGGAAGGCUGGAAACAUCACCACUGGCUGCUGAUUCGCUUGGCUCUGAAGACGGGGGAUGUUUCUAGGAUCUGGUCCGCGUAUGGUGAGGGGGGACUGGCUGGACUGAUGGGACUUUCUGAAGAGGUUCAUUCCCCUGAUGUACACCGUGUCCCUCGGAUUGCCCCUCCUCAGCCACGGGCUCUUCAGAUCUCCCAUCCAGCUCUUCCAACUGCUCCACAGGUGACCCAGGUGAGAGAAGCGGCACCGGCACCCAAACCUGCUCACACCUGUGUUAUAGCUAGACCUGUGAGAAAAGCUCCGCCCACAACCAUCCAGGAUAUGAGGAGAUUCCCAGAAAUCAUCCCGGUCCAUGAGGUUAUUCCUGAAGAGACUGCUGAGGAAGAAUCAAGUGCAGCACAUUCAGAUGGAAAAGGGGACGAGCAGUUUCAGAGUGCUGCUUCCGGCUCCCCGUCUCUCUCCUCUCUACAGCAAACAGGAAGUCUCCGUCACAUCGACAGCAAUGCUGCAUCUCUGACCGAGGCCUCAUCCUCUGUGGGGUCUCUGGACAUCAAGACACCUGGAUGGUCUCCAGAGCGGCGCUCCCCUUUACUGCUGGCCUCCCCAGAGAAGAAAGCGGCAGCCCCUGGAGAAUCCAGCACCACUCUGUAUUUCAGCGCAGAUGCGCCUUCGCCCUCUAGUGGGAGCUAUCUCGGCUGGGGCUCAGAGCUAUCGCCGAUUUCAGCCUACCGAAGCCCCUAUCGGAUCAGAGAAGCUCGCUUUAUCACAUCCACCCCACGACUGGAGCCUCGAGGCGGGGCUGAGAGUCCUGGUCCUUCUCCUGUUGUUGUUAUCCCUGCAACUCCCGGCACCACUCCAGGCACUACACCAGGUGGGACCCCUGGGGCCACCACCCCUGCAGCUUCGACCCCUAGUACUCCAGUCAUUCCCCUCACUCCAGUCAUCUCUCACGCCCGCAAACAGGUUGUGCAGUACGUGGACUUUAGAGAAAACUUGGUGUAAAGAUUAGUGAAGUAAAAGAAAUGCUGUCUUUUCCAGUUUAGAUGUUUAUUAGACACAAACAGGCGUUUUCAUGUGAAUUAUCUAGCUGCACAGCUAGUGAAUCUUUUCAGGUCUUUAUAGACUUCAAGUAUAAAUUCCUGAUUCACAGUUACACACACAGCCUCCCCCACCCAUAAAACUACAGAUGACAAAAUAGCUGAAAAUGGGAACCUUGUGUAUUUCGACAAACCUCAUUACCUUCUUUAUGCUGUCUGUUGAUUUGGGCUCAUAUUUCUGCAUGAACCUAUUUUUGCAGGACAACUGAAUAGUUGGGAUGUUCGAUAUUGGCUCCUUUACAAAUAUCCAAUGUAACGAUAUUUUCUAAAUCCUUUUAGGUUACUAACAUCACACAUAUCCUAUCAUGCAUAACUGUGCAAAAUAUGACAGCUACUUCGAUUUAAGUCAGGCCAGUGGUGCUAAACAGACAAAAAGAUCCAGAAAACGUAACCUUAGAUCUGUCGUAUUUUGACAUUUUGAUUGAGAGGAGAAGUAGUUGAAGAGUUUGAUGUAUAAGAUGUGCAUGGUAUGUAGAAGCUGUGUCAGUUGAAGAGUAAAAACCGAUAACGAUCAUUUCCAAUGUUACAUUUUUACUCUGCUAUUGUCAGAGGACAUGGGCCGGGAGGAGCUAUUCUCUAUUGAAUAGUAAUUUAUUUCUAUACCAUUUUAUUUGUAUAGCACUUUCAGACACAGCAGGAGGGUUGUACAAUGUGCUGAGCAGUAGCGAGCGAGCUGAGUUGUAGAAGAGAGAUGCAGUCAUGGGGCAAAAGAGUGCUUGCGUCAAUCAAAUGAGUCUAAUGUGUCACUGCUUGCAGUGAAGAAAUCAGUGGUUAGCACUUGGAGAAUCGAGAAAUGCUGCUUUAAAAACAAAAACUGUCUGCUUUAAACUGAAAAUGACUAAGGUAGAAGGUUGAAAUUUCCAAUUUAGUAAUUUUUCAAAUUUAUUUUCUGUAUACAAUGAGGCAGAGAAACGUUAAAAGUGCAAAUAAAUGACUACCUUUUCUUUCAUUAGCUUCUCUUUUAUACACUAUGUGAUAUCUGGCCGAGUCCACUUAUGUGUUUAAAGACAUUUUGCUUCCAGAGAUAAGCUAUUUCUGCCUAUUUUGUCUUUCUUUAAGUCAAAUGUCUAAGAUAACAAAAAAAAAACCACUAUCUGAAGUUAUCUCCACCUAAAUUUUUAUAAGAACGUUAACCGAAAGUGUCGGUAUAUUAUGAAUGUUCCUUGGGGUUAAAACUGUGAAGCAUAAUCAAACAUCUCAAAGUAUUCAACUAUUAAACUGCUACUUACAACAUAUGAAAUGUGAAAAUUUUAAAUCAAGUUUUAAAAGAUAUUAUUAUUCAGUUUGAAAAGUAUUCUUAUUUUUUGUCAUUUUUUCUAUACUUGUCUGUAGUGCAGCACGUGUUUUUGUUUACAGGUCACACUACACCACACAGUGUAUAAAACACUUGUUUUAUUCACAAAUCAUUUGUUUAGAGACUAAAACACAUGGUUAUAUAUGUGGAUGUCGCUCUAAAAAUGUCUUUAAAGUUACUGUGUGAGAAUUAGGGAAAUUGUGCAAAAAUACAGAGCUGUGCAGUUUUCGGUUGCUCCUUAAUUUUGAUCCCACUGGUUGAGAAUUCUUGUAAUUUUUUCAAAAUUAUCAGUAUUUUUGAUAAGCAUUUUUGGGGUAUUUGGGCAAUUUUAUUAUUAUUUUCUGUCAAGUUCUCAAAUCCGAACCACAAUUAUAUGGAGAAUUUAAAUAAAUGUAUAGAAAACAGGAUAAAAAGGAAAGAUAAUGAUUUAAAAUAAAAACUAACAGAACCAUAGCAUUUGUUUAAUCAUUUUAAAUGAUCUUAUAAUUCAGCCUGAUGUAUAGACUCAAAUAAGAAAUUAUGGUCAAAGUGGCCUUCAGCCUAAUUUUUAUUAUGACACUUAUAAUUAUUUUAACUCUAACCACAGCUGAUCUUCAGCAUCUUCCAAUGGAACUUGGAACACACACACACACAUACAAAUAUAUAUCUAUAGAUAAGAUAUAUAUUAUAUGUAAUGCUAAAACAUGGGCAGCAAUAAGACAUGCUUUAUGGUAAAAAUAAAAGUAAUGCUCUUUUAGCAGUAAAUGCUUCAGUUAAAUGUGUUUGUCAGUUAGAUUUUCUCUAACUCAUGCUAGAAUGAAUGUGACGUAGCAGGAACGAGCCAGCUUAUGAAAUGUAACUGCACUGAUUAUGCUUUCAUCUUUAGAAAUGACUCUUCUUGGUCCUAACGAAUCGAUGCUUUUUGCCUUGUAUAACCAUCACUGCAGCUGCCACGCUUGUCUGCUUGUUUUGUAACACUCCUGAUAUUUACCCGUUUUAUUUUAUACUUUUGAGUCUUUUAUAUGUGAUCAAAGUUCCUGUUGGGGAAAGUGGGUGAGGUUAGUGUUGAAUAUUUUUUGUUUAGUGAACCUAGAAGUUGUCACAGAUUCAGUGAAUGAAUGUAAUUUCACCGGACAUUAACAUUCAUCACUUCAUCUCUGUGAGGAUUUCCACAGAACCAGAACCACUGUGGUGCAGAUGACUCAUUAGUGUUUUAUUGAUGUGACAAAAAUAAAGCCAUUUAUCAUGACCGA